ACCCGAAUUCGCUUAGCGAGCAACCACACCUUACCGGAUUCGGACGGUGCAACCACAACCCAAACCGUAGUCUCCAAUCCAAGUCAUCCACCGUCACCCCUUCCUCAUCACCAUCCCAUCCAUUUAGGAGAGGCCGAAUACCUACAUCGUAUAGGUUUCUGCCUUGCUCGUCGCCUUCCGCCCUUUUUUCGCACCGAAUUGCUGCGAUAACGGAGAGCCUUCCCCGGAAGGCCCCUCAUAAAACCAGGCGUCAUGGCCGACGUCCGGUCCAAGAACCUUUACGAGCUUCUUGGCAAUGAUCCCGAGUUAGACCCCAACAGACCCCCCGCUCCUCCCACGAAAGCGAUCGAUAAGCCCGCGCAGCGUGUCGGUAAGAGGGACGCUCCCAAGGAGGCUCCCAGCACUCAGCCCCGUGCCGGCCAGAACUCUCGCCGUGGUAACAACGUCUCUGGCAAUGAGGCCGCUUUCCGUGACCGCAACGCUGGUCGCAACCAGAACCGUGAGAAGCCCACUGAGGAGGGUAACCAGGGCUCUCGCCGUGGUGGACGUGCCCCCCGUCAUGACCGCCAGUCCCGCACCGGCCAGACCGAUACUGGAAAGAAGGUGAACCAGGGCUGGGGUGGCCAGAGCGGCGAGAAGGAAUGGGCCGAUGAGCGCGCCGGUGAGAAGAUCGCCCAGACCGACGAGAACGAGCCCCAGACUCCCGCUGAGGAGGCCCAGGAGCCUGCUGACAAGGCCAAGUCGUACAAUGACUACCUUGCUGAGAAGGCCGCCGCUGGCGACUUCAGCGCCAAGCCCGUCCGUGCCGCCAACGAGGGCACCAAGGCUGAUUCCAAGUGGGCCGCCGCUAAGGAAUUCAAGCGUGACGAGGAAGACGAGGAGUAUAUCAAGGCCAGCACUGACAAGGCUAAGCGCGAGAAGGCUCGCAAGGAGAAGAACUACCUUGACGUCGACAUGCGCUUCGUCGAGUCUCCUCGUGGCACCAGCGGCCCUCGCGGCCGUGGAGGCCGUGGCGGACGUGGUGGCCGUGGUGGCCGUGGCAACGGUCCUCGCGGUGAGCGCGCCGCUCCUGUCACCGUGGACGAGAAGAACUUCCCCACCCUUGGCGGCAAAUAAGUACUGUCAGUCUGAUAGUAAAGGAGGGGUAAUCUACCGGCGCACCUCUUACGCUGGUCUCUUGAAAGGUUGAAAACGGAAAAGAGUCUUAAAAGAAACCCUUACGAU
Aspergillus alliaceus is the source of this 1224-nucleotide messenger RNA. RefSeq names its product putative telomere and ribosome associated protein Stm1 (gene stm1). Bases 253 to 1116 code for a protein of 287 amino acids. The transcript is spliced from 5 exons. Gene Ontology annotation, cellular component: nucleus; cytoplasm. Gene Ontology annotation, molecular function: RNA binding. NCBI's taxonomy places the organism in Eukaryota, Fungi, Ascomycota, Eurotiomycetes, Eurotiales, Aspergillaceae. The record is from RefSeq and is a predicted model, not a curated record.